GGGAGGGAGUCAGCUGAUACGAAGCGAGUGAAUGAAGUGACGUGGGAUCCGUGGGAACCGUGGGACGGACACUACUAUCUUACCGAUCUUACCGAUCUUACUGAUCUUACCAUUCAUUGACUUAUGAAUUGAACAGCACCCAAACAUUCGUUGCUUCAAUUAUUAGUCAUCCAUCGUACUCAGAGAUCAAGUUGGAGCCGGAAGACUCCGGACAACGGCGACAUGACCUUCUACCAUUUUGGCAAUUGCUUGGCCUUGGCUUAUCUACCUUAUUAUUUCACCUACAAGUUCUCCGGGUUGUCUGAAUAUGGCGCCUUCUGGAAGUGCGUGACGGCGGGCAUGCUCUAUUUGAUGACUCAAAUGGGCAAGAUGCUCUUCCUGGCCACCUUUUAUCCCGUGGCCGAAGAGGGCGACGAAUUCAAAGAUGUGGAGGCCCCUUUUGAGUUUUUCAGUGGGUUCAUGAAAGCCACUGUGGAUUUGGUGGACAUAGUGGGACUGUAUUUGGUGAUCCAACGCAUCGGUGGCAAAGGACAAGUGAAGGUCUUAGCCUCAGGCUUGGGCUGGGCCUUUGCCGAAUUGCUGCUUACCCGGAUCAUCUUUCUGUGGGUGGGCGCACGUGGCAUAGAGUUCGAUUGGAAGUACAUCCAAAACAGCAUCGAUUCCAAUAUCAGCCUCGUUCAUUAUCUCACAUUGGCGUGUCUCGUGUGGCUGGCGGUUCGACGGGAUGCCAAUCCAGCGCUCAAUCCCGUGUUAGCCAUUCUCAUAGGCAUGUCCACUUACAAGACCUUGCUCUUGGAUUCGUUCAUUCACAUGUUUGGUAUCGGUGUGUGGACGGCCUUAUUAUACAAGGCCUUAAUUUCCAUGGCUCUGGGUCUGGUCUCGUUGCAAUUGUUUGUGGUUUCCACCAUCAAUGACAAAUACUAGUUGGAAUUUUGGCUUAUGGUUUUGUUUUUCACUCAGUUAAUCAGUACUGAUCUCAAGAAUAAAUUUGAAGAAAUGAGUCAA
This is a messenger RNA of Tigriopus californicus, 1005 nucleotides long. Its product is annotated as BOS complex subunit TMEM147-like. Bases 223 to 924 code for a protein of 233 amino acids. The record is from RefSeq and is a predicted model, not a curated record. The transcript has 4 exons. NCBI's taxonomy places the organism in Eukaryota, Metazoa, Arthropoda, Copepoda, Harpacticoida, Harpacticidae.